Messenger RNA from Neopelma chrysocephalum (saffron-crested tyrant-manakin), 1362 nucleotides. It is a transcript of the gene CUNH2orf80, whose product is annotated as chromosome unknown C2orf80 homolog. NCBI's taxonomy places the organism in Eukaryota, Metazoa, Chordata, Aves, Passeriformes, Pipridae. The record is from RefSeq and is a predicted model, not a curated record.
CGGCGAACGCGGACCCCGAAACGCGCCUUCCCGGCCCCCGCGGCCCCGCUGCCUUCGGGCUGGAAGCGCCGAACUUUGAGGCGCUGCCACCGCCACCUGCCUCGGCCCCACGGAGCUACACCGCUCCUGGAAUGCCUGAGAAAAGCCCGAGGAUUGUUCUGAAGGGCGAAUCUCACCCAAAAAUGAGGCAGUCCUGCAUGAAGCCAUAGCCUAAUUUCCCUGGUACACAAAGGAAGACAGAGGCAAGAAAGGAACAGCAACAUCAAGAGGGAAAUCCUCCUCAUAAAUACCUGAAGUCAGAGAGGCUCCAAAUCCAGAUCCUGAGGCCUAUUGCAAAAGUUGACACAGAUCCCAUUGAGCUUAUGCUACAAUGACAACUAGAAUAUGGACAGAAAACACCUGAAGAAAAAGAUUGAAAAACUCCUGGGAGAUUAUGUUGGCAUCAGACUACGAGAAAAAGAAUUUGAUCCAAGAGGACAAAGGCCACCCACCUUUCUAGAUGACAUGGUCCAUUACAACUUAGCCCUCAGUGUUGCUUUACUGUGGCUUAGUGACUUGGAUGCUCCGAUUGCACUGACAAGAGAGAAAAUGAGCUUUGCAGCUCGCAAAACAUAUCCCAACCGAACUGAGAGAGAAGCUAUGAUAUUAUCUUCAUACGCUGGAAUAUUAAUGAACAGCAUUCCUGUAGAAGACAUCUUUGAGAUUUACAGCAUGAGGCCCUCAGCAACACACUGGCAGAGGUCUGCAAAUGACCCCUGGAUUCAACCUUUCAGGUUCUCCCUGCAUCCAUUUGCCAUGCUGACUGCCCCUGAAGCUGCAGAGUAUGCUUGGAAGCAAAGCAUCAAGUACCAGACAGCAACAGCACAUCAAAAGCAAGGACCUUGUUCAGCAAGGAGAGCUAAAAAGGGCCACAAGCAACUAGACCCACUGACCAGAGGAAAGCAACACGUUGACAAAGUAGGUCUGAAGAAUUCAAACAAGCCAGUAAACAGUGUUUGCAACACUAUCACUGGAUGUCACAGAGUGGCACUUCAGGCCACUUGGAGCCCACAAAGCCUUCCGAGUCUGCCCUUCUCAGUUCUCUUUAGCAUGAGAUGUUUCAUAGCAGCGCUAGUUUAUAAAAUAGUGUCAAUUCUAAAUUGGACUGCAAGCUAUUAACAGGAGGUGUCACUCGUGAGCUGGAAAGUCAGUUCCAGUAAUAUUCAAUAUACACAUGGAAAGCACUCUCCUGGCUAAUAUCCCUGAAAAACAUAUUCACUACUAUCGCUUUUAAGUUUAAAAAAACCAAACCUUUUGUUACAAAAAUUAACAAAAACCUAACUCCAUAAAGAACCCAGUAAUGUCAGAUUAGCCCAGCACGUU